Molecule: messenger RNA, 648 nt
Organism: Seminavis robusta
Lineage: Eukaryota; Bacillariophyta; Bacillariophyceae; Naviculales; Naviculaceae
Source: the annotation of a GenBank genome assembly
AUGGCAUUGGCAGGUUUCCCAAACCCAAGGACAAUUCCCAAUUUGCCCGAUGUCACUGUGUUGUUCCAUGAUGCCGAUGAAUCCAAGGUUCUGCCUGCCAACAAAUUCACAGCCCUGCUUAACAAGCUCUUCAUGAUUUCAUUGCCUGAGUUCCGUGGACCCAAUGGUAGACAUCGCCAAUUGCUUCUUGUGGUAACAGGGGUGAUGAUUAUGAAUUACCGAUACUGUGAACAGAAGUAUGGCAGUGGUCAUCGCUCCAUUGGCGAAUUGGUCAGGGAACGAGAUCAGACACACGCACAGUUGCUGGCUUACAGACAGGAAAUCCGUGAACUCAAAGUUAAGAUUGAGGAUCUCACAGCUGACCAUCAGAGAAGCACAGGAAGUAUUCCAGAUAUCCUUACUGGAGUAGCUCAGAUCUCAAACUGUCUUGCAAAUCUCAACUUGACAAAUGGGCAGCAUCAAGGGCCCCCCAACAAUCCACCACCACCACCACCCCCUCCCCCUCCAGGACCUCCACCCAUCAACCCACCUCCCCCCAUCGACCCUCCUCCUCCACCCAUUGAUCGACCUGAACCAAUACAGGCCCACCACGUCCACACCACCACCACCACCUCGGGUUGCAGCUCCAUUUGUUCUAGCACGAAGUAG